Trichosurus vulpecula (common brushtail) is the source of this 3059-nucleotide messenger RNA. RefSeq names its product lipase A, lysosomal acid type (gene LIPA). The record is from RefSeq and is a predicted model, not a curated record. The coding region runs from base 29 to 1228 and encodes 399 amino acids. Lineage: Eukaryota; Metazoa; Chordata; Mammalia; Diprotodontia; Phalangeridae. Gene Ontology annotation, molecular function: hydrolase activity, acting on ester bonds. The transcript is spliced from 10 exons. Gene Ontology annotation, cellular component: intracellular membrane-bounded organelle.
GUCAGAUCGGCCCUGAUUGCGCUUCAGAAUGACGAAAUGGCUCUUUGGCAUGUUGGCCUGUGUGGUCCUUGGGUUGGUGCACUCAGAGGAACAUUCCAGGAAGAAGAGACAUGUGGAUCCUGAAGCAUACAUGAAUAUUAGUGAAAUUAUCUCCUACUGGGGCUUUCCCAGUGAGGAGUAUAAUGUUGUGACUGAUGAUGGCUACGUCCUCAGCGUUAACCGAAUUCCACAUGGCAGGAAGAAUGGAUGGGACAAAGGUCCCCGGCAGGUGGUGUUUCUGCAGCAUGGUCUGCUCGCUGAUGCCAGUAACUGGGUCACAAAUCUGGACAACAGCAGCCUGGGCUUUAUCUUGGCUGAUGCUGGUUAUGAUGUGUGGAUGGGGAACAGCCGAGGAAACACCUGGUCCCGCAAACACAUGACCCUUUCUGUUUUCCAGGAUGAGUUCUGGGCUUUCAGCUUUGAUGAGAUGGCGAAGCAUGACCUCCCAGCUGUGAUCGACUUUAUCCUGAACAAGACGGGUCAAGAGCAGGUGUAUUAUGUUGGCCAUUCCCAAGGCACCACCAUCGCCUUCAUCGCCUUCUCAAGUUUGCCCCAGCUGGCCAAGAAGAUCAAGAUGUUUUUUGCCUUGGCUCCUGUGGCCACUGUCAAGUUCAGCACCAGUCCCAUGGCCAAGUUUGGACUUUUCCCAGAUUUGUUCUACAAGGACAUAUUUGGAAUGAAGGAAUUUCUCCCCGAAAAUUGGAUGUUGAAGUGGCUGGGGACCCAUGUGUGUACCCACAUGAUUCUGAAGGAGCUCUGCGGGAACCUCCUUUUUGUCCUCUGCGGCUUCGAUGAGCACAACCUGAACAUGUCUCGAGUGGAUGUGUACAGCUCGCACAAUCCGGCCGGGACGUCUGUGCAGAACAUGUUGCACUGGGGUCAGGCUGUCAAAUCCGGGGAGUUUAAAGCCUAUGACUGGGGAAGCCAAGAAAAGAAUUGCUUUCAUUAUAAUCAGACUGAGCCUCCCCUCUAUCGAAUUAAAGACAUGAUGGUUCCAACAGCCCUCUGGAGUGGGAGCCACGACACUCUGGCAGACGCCAAGGACAUGGGCCUCUUACUGACUCAGAUCACCAAUCUUGUGUACCAUAAGAACAUUCCACAGUAUGAACACCUGGAUUUCAUCUGGGGUAUCGAUGCUCCGGCGAGACUCUAUAGUGAGAUCCUGGGCCUGAUGAAGAAGUAUGAAUGAAGCCUCCCCGGAGAGUCUCAGCUCAGACCAUUGGCUCAGGGCCAUGGCAAUCAUUUUGUUGUCUUUUCUAAUCUAUUUGCACUUUCCCAAAGCUUUUUGUACAAUAAGGUGGGGGGCCCAUUCUCUGGCUUAUUUUGACUUUGGCCUACCACACACUAUUUUGUAUUGUGCGCAUGGCCUUUGAGCCUACCUGGGGAUGGCAAGACAGUGUCUCACGAAAGAUAGCCCUUUUCAGGUCCCUCAGAGUCCUAGAACUUGAGGUCCAGAAGGGGUAUUAGAGCCAAUGGGGUCUGAUUUCCUCCCAUUUUAAAGAUGGGGAAGCUGAGGCUCAGAGAGGAAGUCAUUAACUCAAAGCUCUUUGGGCAUUUUUACAACCUCACAGACUGGGGUGAAGGUUCCCGCCUCCCAUCCCCCAAAUCUGUGUUGUUUAUCUGGAUAGUUUACAGACAGUCCCCAGGGGACAAACUCUGCUAGAGCCUGACACCUCUAAAUUCCCUAGUUUCUUGAUGAGGUCCCUUGCGACAUCGGCAACAAGGCCGGUCUCACACUGGAGGAACUCAGGGGCCAAGAGCCACAUUUGAUUCCCUUACAUUUGUAGGGAGGGCCAGUGGUUGCCUGGCACGAGCCCUCUUUGCAGCCCUUUGCUCCUAGUUCUGUCCGCCAAGUCAAAUAGAACGGGUCUUGUCCCCUUUCGGUGGGAGAGCCUUCAAAGCUUAGAGACAGCUACCAUCUCCUCCCUCACCACCCUCCUAACCCCCCAGUCUCCCAAGUCUUCUCUUUAUCAGGUUACAAAGCUCCAGCUCUUUCAAGAGAGAUGGCAUGACCUACUAGGCACAGUUCUGGACUUCAAGUCCUUAAGACCUGGGUUCAAAUCUCACCAUUGAUUCUUACUGGUUGUGUGUGACCCUGGGUAGAUCACUUAACCUCUCCCUAUCUAGGCAGGCCUUUGACCUAGCUAUGCGAUGUAGGGCAGGUCACUUAGCCACAGAAUCUCAGCUUCCUCAUCGCUAAAAUCAGGGGAGCAAUCUUGAAGGCCACUUUACAUUCUAAAUCUGUGGUCCUGUCUGGUAACCAUCUUUUCCCUGCCUUUUAGACAAGCAAAUGUGUGGCAUGGCAGUGACCUCUCCACCAGGGUGAGUGCCUCUCCUGGCCACAGGCAUUUCUGAUCCUGUGGUUGGCAGAUGCCAGAAAUACUUCCUAGACAAGCGGUCACAUGUCUGAGUAACCUUGAAUGGCCUUGCAGUAACUUAAAACUUAUUUGCUCGAUUAGUUUGAAGACUGAAACCACUGGACUGUUGGUGCCCAAAAUCCUAGAAGUCUGAAGCUCUGGGGCUCUGCUGGUUCAGGAGUCCCAGAUGCUGUGAAUAAGGGGCCCACAUUUCAUUGCUUUGGUGAAAUCCUGAGCAACAUUCGCCCCUUCCUCAUUCCUUUGCCUGGUCCCCAAGAAGGGGACCUGGAACUCAGUGCAGCUCAGAAGCCACCACUGCUGCCUUUAGCUUUCCUUUUCCUUUCAAAAUAACCAUGGGAAUCUGUCUACCCACACUCAGGAAGUCCUAGCCUUUGAAUCUUUUCAUUUCAUCUGUAUGGAUGAUUUUAUUGGUCCUUAUUUACAAACAUUUGAGUGUGUGUGUGUUAUGGGUAACCAGAGGAGGGGGGGCUUUGAUACUCCUCACAUAAUUUCCUCCUUGAAUCAUAGACUAGACUAGAAUUUAGGGAUACUAGGUUAUGAUGAAAGUUGGGAGGACCCCCACAUGUACAAAGGUUAUUUUGUUACUGACAUGUUUAAAGUUGAAAAAAUGUGUCCAAUAAAAUUGAAUGAUGUACACAGUAA